AUGAUAGAGCUGUCAGAGCACCAGUGGAGGGGUCCUGAGCUGGAGCUGGAUCUGGACUGUUCUGUGAUUAAUGGCUGGGGACGCGCCCCACUAAUUGUGGUCCCUGACACAGGCACACGUCCCCUGACAAAGCAGGACAGAGCUGGAGCAGGGUGCCAUGCUCAAUCACCUUCAGUGGGCUGCACAGGACACUUCAGCGGGGAGGUCACAGGAGACUCUCUGAUGACAGUAGAGGAGAGGGCACAAGUGGACACUCCGCUUAACAAAGUUCACAGAGUUGGAGCAUGUUGA
Knipowitschia caucasica is the source of this 291-nucleotide messenger RNA. Lineage: Eukaryota; Metazoa; Chordata; Actinopteri; Gobiiformes; Gobiidae. The record is from the annotation of a GenBank genome assembly.